AUGCACAUAGAAAAGAACAUAGUUGAUAGUAUUCUUGGAACUCUCUUGGAUAUUUCUGGCAAGACAAAAGAUCACACAAAUGCUCGAUAUGACUUGCAAGAAAUGGGCAUUCGAAAGAACCUUCACCCCAAGAAAAAAAAUGGUAGGAAAAAGGUGAAACUGGCAAAGGCAUGCUACUCAAUGACCAACGCUGAAAAGUCAAUUUUUUGUGACCUCUUGAAGACAGCAAAGUUGCCAGAUGGCUCUGCUUCAAAUAUUUCCCGGUGUGUGAACCUUUUGGAGAGAAGAAUAUCUGGUUAUAAGACUCAUGAUGCUCAUUUCAUUCUUCACUAUUUGUUACAAAUUCCUAUCAAAGGAAUACUUCCAGAUCAAGUUGUAGUUCCUUUGAUUCGACUUGGCUCAUUUUUCUGUCAAUUGUGUCAAAAGUCUAUCACAUUACAAGAGAUAGAUCAAUUAGAAGAGGAUAUUGUCACAACAUUAUGCCAAUUAGAGAGGAUCUUUCCUCCUUCUUUCUUCGACAUAAUGAUUCAUUUGCCUAUUCAUUUAGCUAAUGAAGUGAGAUUAGGAGGCCCAGUUCAAUUUCGGUGGAUGUAUCCUCCAGAAAGAUACAUGUGUACUUUGAAGUCCUAUGUUCGAAAUAGAAGUCAUCCUGAAGGAUCUAUUGCAGAGGCAUAUUUGGUUGAAGAAUGUUUGACAUUUUGCUCGCGUUACUUACAUUCUGGUGUCCAAACAAAAUUGAAUAGACAACCCAAAAAUAAUGAUGAACCUAAUAAUUCUAUGAUGGAAACUACAGAUGCAUUUUCGAAUCUAUUUCCAAAAAGAGGCGUUCCUUUGGGUGCAAAGAAAGGUGAACCUUUUCUCCUUGACGACAAGUCUCGAGAGCAACAUGAUGUUCCAAAUUGGAUAAAAGAGCUCUCUAGAGGACCAACCCAAUGUGCAAAAAAAUAUUCUGGUUAUUUUAUCAACGGAUAUAGAUUUCACACUAGGCAACGUGAGGUAAGACGCAAGACACAAAAUAGUGGUGUUACUUUAGUUGCAUUAACGACAAGCUUUGCAAGCAUAAAGGAUGAAAAUCCAAUUCAUGAAAAUGUUUCUUAUUAUGGUAGAGUGAAUGAUAUCAUUGAGUUGGACUACUAUGGAAAUUUUAAGGUUACCUUGUUCAAAUGUGAUUGGUAUGAGGCUAGGGAGGAUGCUUAUGGCUCGACAUAUGUUCAUUUUAACAAAAAGUGCUAUCAGGAAGAGCCUUUUGUAUUGGCAUGUCAAGUGCACCAAUGCGUCUAUGUGCAAGAUGCAUUUGAUAAAAAUAAACAUUAUGUAAUGAAGACUGUUCCAAGGGACCUAUUUAGCAUAAGUGAUCAAGUUGCCAUUGAUGCUGAAGAUACUUAUGAAAAUGAGCCAUUAGAUAAUUCGACGGUUCCUUCUAUACCUAAUGAUGAUGGUGAAGUAGACUUGGUAAGGAAUGAUUUGAAUGAAGUUCUAGUCGAUGUCGCAAAAGAAGUCUAUUUUUCCCAAGAGUAUAACACAGGAUCGGAUGAAGAAUAUAAUUCCGAAGACUUUUGA
Arachis duranensis is the source of this 1560-nucleotide messenger RNA. RefSeq lists its product as uncharacterized. The record is from RefSeq and is a predicted model, not a curated record. The transcript is spliced from 2 exons. Lineage: Eukaryota; Viridiplantae; Streptophyta; Magnoliopsida; Fabales; Fabaceae. The coding region runs from base 1 to 1560 and encodes 519 amino acids.